AUGUUUGGCUCCCUGCACUUCCCUUCAACAACUAGGCAUGCACUAGCUUCAAUCUCAGCAUUUUGAUCCCUUCGCCAGCGCUACGCUUCUUCCCCUCGCGCUGGCUCCUCCUCCGCUCGCGCGCGCCAUGCACGGCCGCGACGUUCGCGUCCCUGUCCUAGUGCUCCUCGCGCUGCUCCGCUUCGCUGCCGCGCAGCCGUGGCCGAAUUGCGACAUUAGAAGCGGCAACUACUCCGCGGGCAGCGCCUACGAGAACAACCUCCUCCAGCUCAUCUACGACCUCCAGUCGAAGGCGUCCUCCUCGCCCACCCUCUUCGCGUCCGGCUCCGCCGGCGCCGGCGCGGGCAGUACCGUGUACGGGCUCGUGCUCUGCCGCGGGGACGUCAGCGCCUCCGACUGCUUCGACUGCGGCACCCACGCCGGCCAGGACGUGGCGCUGAUCUGCAACCGCACCAGGGACGUGGUGCUCUGCUACAACCAGUGCUACGUCCGCGUCUCCGACACUGACUUCCUCGCCUCUGCCAACAAUUCCGGCGAGGUGUACCUCAUCACCGGCACCCACGUUAACAGCGGCGUCGACGUGGCAGCCUUGUUGUUGUACGCGGUUACGGGACUCCUCAAAUCCACCUUGCAGUACGCGGUGGAGAAUUCGACGAGGAUGUUCGCGACGGGGCAGCUGAUGGGGCUCGACCAGAGGAUCCCAAACAUCUGGUCGAUGGUGCAGUGCGCGUCGGACCUGUCCCUGCCGCAGUGCCGGAGGUGCCUCGAGGACCUAAAGGCCCAGUGGUGGAAGGAGUUCCAUCAAAACGGGGAGGGCACGAGGAUGGGUGGCGCGCGGUGCAACAUGAGGUACGAGAUGGGGGACAAAUUCUACGUCGGCGACGCAAUGGUGAAGUUGCAGCUGAAGGGCGGGCUAGUCGCUCUGUCGCCUUCGCCGUCGCCUGCGAGGGUUGUUGUACCCGGCAUUAUGGAAGGUAAAAAUAAUUCAGUUGGCAAACUUCUUGGAAUUAUAUUGCCAAUAGUGUUUGUUGCUGCGGUAGCUGCCAUAACCCUUUAUAUGUGGAAUGUGCGUAAGACGAGAAGAUACCAAAUAACAGAACUUCCCCAUCCAACUCAUAUGGUUGAGGACUUCGAAAGCAUCAAGUCAACCUUGUUAUCUCUGUCAUCACUACAAGUAGCAACAAAUAACUUUGAUGAAAGCAAUAAACUUGGUGAGGGGGGAUUCGGUGCAGUUUAUAAGGGAGAUCUUUCUGGGCAAGAAUUGGCCGUUAAGAGGUUGUCAAAGGGUUCGAAUCAGGGCCUAGAAGAGCUAAGAAACGAGCUAGUUCUGGUGGCCAAACUUCAUCACAAGAAUCUUGUUCGGCUGGAGGGUUUUUGCUUAGAAGAGGGAGAGAGAUUGCUCGUCUACGAGUACAUGCCCAAUAAAAGCCUCGACACCAUUCUUUUCGACGCUGAGGAAAAAAGACAGCUAGACUGGAGGAAACGAUUCAACAUAAUAGAAGGAGUUGCUCGAGGAUUGCAGUAUCUUCACGAAGACUCUCAGAAGAAGAUUGUCCACCGUGACAUGAAAGCAAGCAAUGUUUUGUUGGAUGCAGACAUGAACCCGAAGAUUGGGGACUUCGGCCUAGCCAGGCUCUUCGGGCAAGAUCAGACUCGUGAUGUGACGAACCGCAUUGUUGGGACGUUUGGCUACAUGUCUCCUGAGUAUGUGAUGCGUGGACAAUACUCAACGAAAUUAGACGUGUACAGUUUUGGCAUUCUCGUUAUAGAGAUUGUAACGGGCCAGAGAAACAACGGACAAUACUUUUAUGAGCAAAAUGAAGACAUCAUAAGCAUCGUAUGGAGACACUGGGCCGAGGGAACAAUUGCAGAGAUAAUAGAUGAGUCUUUGGGGAGAAACUACUCAGCAGCCGAGGUGCUAAAAUGUGUUAACAUCGGCCUGUUGUGCCUUCAACAAAACCCGGUCGACCGACCUACAAUGUCUGAUAUCAUGGUGAUGCUGAACUGUGAUACGACCAGUUCUUUGCGUACCCCUGCUAGACCAACAUUCUUCGUCGAGGGAAGCUCAUGUUACUCUUACAAUACAGUUUCACAUUCCUCCCCUGCCCCCAGGUAGCUAGAGGAGGUUAAGGCCUAACGCAGGCCUGUUUGUGGAUUGCGGCAUAUUGUUGCUUAUUUGUUUCAUGUUCUACAGUAAAUAGUUCAGAGCAACCAGUGCAAUUCAUCACCUAAUGCAAUUUGUGCUCACCGUUAGUUUCUUUUACUGUUGUUGCUGUAAGCUUUCAGAAAGUAUAUAUGAAAAUGCCCGUUUAUCUGAAAACAUGUCCCAUUUA
Messenger RNA from Phragmites australis (common reed), 2333 nucleotides. Its product is annotated as cysteine-rich receptor-like protein kinase 10. The coding region runs from base 128 to 2116 and encodes 662 amino acids. Gene Ontology annotation, molecular function: ATP binding; protein kinase activity. Lineage: Eukaryota; Viridiplantae; Streptophyta; Magnoliopsida; Poales; Poaceae. The record is from RefSeq and is a predicted model, not a curated record. Gene Ontology annotation, biological process: protein phosphorylation. The transcript has 7 exons.